Archocentrus centrarchus (flier cichlid) is the source of this 5593-nucleotide messenger RNA. RefSeq names its product ubiquitination factor E4A (UFD2 homolog, yeast) (gene ube4a). Gene Ontology annotation, cellular component: cytoplasm; ubiquitin ligase complex; nucleus. The record is from RefSeq and is a predicted model, not a curated record. The transcript has 20 exons. Bases 146 to 3379 code for a protein of 1077 amino acids. Gene Ontology annotation, biological process: protein polyubiquitination; ERAD pathway; ubiquitin-dependent protein catabolic process. Lineage: Eukaryota; Metazoa; Chordata; Actinopteri; Cichliformes; Cichlidae. Gene Ontology annotation, molecular function: ubiquitin-ubiquitin ligase activity.
UUUUAAAGAAAAAGAAGAAGACAUUUACUAUUUACUGAGGAACUGGCAUUGGCUUCGUAGAAGCAAUUUUUAAAAUCAAAAUACAUAUUUUGUUCAUCAAACAGGGCUGGGAUCUUGGAUGGAGUGAGUGUUGAGCCCCAGUGAGAUGACUGACCAGGGCAACAACAACCAGAACAUCUCCUGCAACCCCUUUGCUGCCCUCUUCAGCUCACUGGCUGAUGCCAAGCAGUUUGCAUCAGGCCAGAAACCUCAACAGCACUCUGCUCAGCCACCACUGGAGGACUCAGGAGAGAGCCAGUCGGAGUCAGAAAACUCUGUUUCAGACAGCGUUGAUGACAAUGACGACUCCGUGGCAGAGAUUAGCCGCUCCUUCCGGUCACGGCAGGAGCUGUGUGAGCAGCUCAAUGUCAAUCACAUGAUCCAGCGAAUAUUUCUCAUCACCCUGGACAACAGUGAUCCUAGUCUGAGAGGCGGUAAUGGGAUCCCUCCUCGAUGUGUUUACCUGGAGGAGAUGGCUGCAGAUCUAGAUGGGCAGGACUGGCUGGACAUGGACAACAUAGAGCAGGCUCUGUUUAACCGUCUGCUGCUGCUAGAGCCAGGAAACCAGCUCAUCUAUAUGACAUCAUGCAGCGCUGUUAACCUGUCUGCUGACCGUGAUGCUGGAGAGAAAUGUGCCAUCCCUUACCUUUUUGCUUGUUAUCAGAGGGCUAAGGAAGAGAUCACAAAGGUACCAGAGAAGUUACUUUCGUUUGCUGUUCGCUGUAAGAAUCUGACAGUUUCUAACACACGAACAGUCCUGCUUACCCCAGAGAUCUAUAUCAGCCAGAAUGUCUACGAAGAGCUUCUGGACCUGCUGCUGGAAGGCUUCAGUGGAGCACAGCCAGAGGAAGUGGUUGAAUUUGUGGAGGAGGUCAUUGCUGGCCUGCUGUCUGAUCAGGAGGUGCGUACUUUUGAGGAGGUGAUAGUACCAGUGUUAGACAUCUUCCAGGGACGCAUCAAAGACUUGGACCUGUGCCAGCCUCUCCUUUACUCUUACCUGGACGUUCUCCUCUAUUUCAGCCACCAUAAAGAUAUUGCCAAGGUUUUGGUGGAACACAUCCAGCCCAAAGACCCAGCUAAUGGUUUGCAGUACCAAAAGAGCCUGCUGGGGAUGGUAUUAAAUAUAUCCUGCUUGCUGAAAACCCCAGGUGUGGUAGAGGGACAUGGCUACUUCCUGAACCCUUCCCGAUCCAGCGCCCAGGAAACAAAGGUCCAAGAGGCCAACAUCCACCAAUUUAUGGGUCAGUUUCAUGACAAGCUGCACCAGAUCUUGAAAAACUUGCUCCAGCGGUCUGGUGAGACCCGCCACUUGUUGCUCUCCUGGUUGGGCAGCUGCCUGCAGGCUAAUGCUGGCCGAGCUAAGAUCUGGGCCAAUCAGAUGCCAGAAAUCUUCUUUCAGAUGUACGCCUCAGAUGCAUUUUUCUUGAACUUGGGUGCAACGCUGCUGAAGCUGUGCCAGCCCUUCUGCAGGCCACGUUCACCUAAACUGCUCACCUUCAACCCAACCUACUGCGCUCUCAAAGAGCUGAGCGAGGAAGAGAGGCGCAAUCGCAAUGUGCACGCAAGAGGUCUUGACAAGGAAACCUGCCUGAUCCCUGUGCCUCCCCAGCAGCCGGUGGAGUCUGCGCAGUCCUACAGCCUGCUGACUGAAAACCUCAUCCUCACACAACUCACCCUGCAUCUCGGCUUUCACAGACUCCAUGAGCAGAUGGUGAAGAUGAGCCAGUCUCUCCAUCGGCUCCAGGUGACAUGGCAGGAGGCCCAGCGAACAGGCAGCCCAAUGUCGGAGCAGCUCCUGGAGCAGUUUGAGCGCCUGAUGAUUGUUUAUCUGUCAACCAAAGCUGCCACUACGCAGCCUGCCAUGCUGCAAUGUUGCCUUAACCUCCAAGCUUCCACUGCUGCUCUGCUCGUUCAGCUUAGUAUGGGGAACCAGGGGCCUGAACAUGUAGCACUCAGUUUUCCCCUGCCCUCCCUGCAGAACACGAUGCUCUGCUAUGUACCUGAGUUUUUUGCAGAAAAUUUGGGAGAUUUUUUCAUCUUCCUGCGGCGAUUUGCAGAAGAUGUCCUGGAGACUUCUGCAGAAAGUCUAGAGCAGAUUCUUAACUUCAUUACUGUCUUCAUGGGUAACGUAGAGAGGAUGAAAAACCCUCAUUUAAGAGCAAAACUUGCUGAGGUCUUAGAGGCAGUGAUGCCCCACAUGGAGCCCGUGGCCCCUGGUGCUGCACAGCCAAUUGUGUUCCAGAGAGAGAGAGUCUUCUGCUCCUAUAGACAUGCACCCCAGCUGGCUGAAGCUCUCAUUACUGUGUUUGUAGACAUUGAAUUCACAGGUGAUCCUCAUCAGUUUGAACAGAAAUUCAACUACAGAAGACCUAUGUAUCCAGCUCUUAAGUACAUGUGGGGAAAAGACAACUACAGAGAGAGCAUCAAGCAUUUGGCAAACUAUGCAUCUGAAAACCUGGAGGCCAUGAACCCCCCCCUGUUCCUCAGGUUCCUUAACUUACUGAUGAAUGAUGCCAUCUUCCUGCUGGAUGAGGCCAUUCAGUACCUGAGUAAAAUUAAGAUUCUGCAGUUGGAGAGGGAUCGAGGGGACUGGGAAGGCUUGGCCCCUGAUGCCAGAAGAGAGAAGGAGUCCAGCCUACAGAUGUUUGGACAGUUGGGACGUUUCCACAACAUCAUGUCCAAUGAGACCAUUGGCACACUGACCUUCCUCACCUCAGAAAUCAAAGGUAUCUUUGUGCACCCAUUCCUGGCUGAGAGGAUCAUCUCCAUGCUAAACUACUUCCUGCAGCACCUGGUGGGUCCUAAAAUGGGUGCUCUUAAAGUUAAGGAUUUCAGUGAGUUUGACUUCAAGCCCCAGCAACUUGUGUCUGACAUCUGCACAAUCUACCUAAAUCUGGGUGAUGAGGAGAAUUUCUGUGCUACAGUCCCAAAGGAUGGGCGAUCGUAUUCUCCUACACUUUUCUCCCAGACCAUUAGAGUAUUAAAAAAGAUCAACAAGCCUGGGGAUAUGAUUGUAGCUUUUGGACUCCUUGCUGAUAAAAUAAAGUCUCAUGCGGACAGACAGCAGCAGGAAGAGGAGACAUAUGCUGAUGCUCCAGAUGAAUUUUUGGAUCCCAUCAUGUCCACCCUGAUGCUCGAUCCUGUUCUUCUCCCCUCUUCUAAUGUAACGGUAGACCGCUCAACUAUAGCAAGGCAUCUCCUCAGUGACCAGACAGACCCCUUCAACCGUAGUCCUCUGACCAUGGACCAAAUCAGGCCAAAUGAGGAACUCAAGCAACAAAUCUUACAGUGGCUGGAGAAACAUAAGCAAGAAAAGCUUCAGCUGGGCCCCAGCGGCUAGCCCUGAUCUCACUGUGACAAACGGCAUUGCCUUGUGCUGUUAUUUUCUUUCCUGGCCGCACAUGCUCCUUUGCUUCAUGGCAGAUCCAUGGUGUGCUUAUUUCUUUGGAUUUAUUCUGACUCCUUCAGCACAACUGACACUGCAUUAGCCUUUCCCUGCAGCUUUCAUGCUUAAUGGAUCGUCGCUGUGACAACAGUCCUGGAAAACUGUAGCCCACCUGCUGGUGACAACUUCAAAAUCCAUACACAGUAGCUGUUUUUCCUCUCAUGAUGCUUUAUUGUAAACACUAGCAGGGUUAUGCAUCCUCGGGUACUGUAUCAAUGAGUUAAUAUAAUCAGAACAGGGGUCAGAAAUAUCUGUUUAACAGCACUUUAAUGUACUGUAUGAACUCCUGUCUGACCACCUGGCCCUAACCAGGUUUUAUACUGGAUGGUAAGUAUUUUUGGGAACCCACUAGUCAUAUUAGUUAACUUCACUUUCAUAAAGAAUACUUCAUACACUGCCUUUCAAAGUUCCUUAACACCCUGUAUGUUUGCACUCUUGGUUCAGUCUCAACAUGUAAAUAGCAUUAAAAGUGAGGCAUAGCUGAAUCUGAAUUUAAUUGUGUAUAUGACUUUCAUUUCAUUGAGUAGAACGAGGCUUUUUUAAAGAAACUUGUUCAUUGCAAUAAGACACUUGUAGCACAAAACAGUUGUCUGUAUUUAAAGAUAUAUCAAUAAGGGUCUUCAGAUCUCCAAGCACCUACCUGUAAUGAAGCGCUAAUUAUCUCAUUAGGAUCUAAGAGGCUUGCUAAUUGAAGUCAAAGGAUAAAUGAUUUGAAAACCCUAUAAAUAAAGUGCACUGAUUCAAAUCAUAUUUUAGGUUGCAAAGAUAUCAGAUUGCAUAUCAAAUCUCCUUAAAUAUUGGCAUUAAUCUACAUUUUGAUGCAGCAGUGCAGAGAGGAAAUGGAUAUUACAACUGAAUAGUGUUUGACAGUGGUGUGAAAUCUCCUGGGGGGCAACUCAGAAAACAAAGUCAUUGUUAAGAAAACAGUGCUCACAAUUUGAAUGCAUAGUUGUUCUAUAUUUUAGAGAGCUUCAUUCAGACAGUAAAGCUGCUGAUCUUUGAGUUUAAAAUCUGUGCAUUGAACCUUUUACACACUCAGCAGUCAAAAAAAACAAAAUAACUGCUCGUGGCCAGAGGAAAAAAAAAUCCUAUAAAAACACAAUUUACCUGUGGCUUUCAGUAACAGAACAUAUUUAAACAUCUCAGGCAUUAGUUUUAAAAUUAUUGGCUUUUAAAAUAAAGAAAAUCAACACAGAAAGAGUAUGUUACUGGGGGGAAAUGAACAGUGCUGUUAGUUUGGUUAAUAUCUGCAGUUCCUCGUUUUAUUUAAAUAGAAAUUGAGAGCAGCAGCAUGGUGAUCUGUGAUUUUGGUUAAAUUUCUUAUUUUAAUUCCAUCUAUAAUUUAUUUUAGGUUUUUUUUCUGCCUCUGCUUAUUAAUACACAACAUUUGUUUACAUUGAACUUUUGAGCAUUUAUCUUAAAAAAGAUAACUGGACAUUCUUGUAAUCAAAGAAAUAGAUUUUGGUGUUUUUUGCAGCUUUGGCUCACCUGAGCUCCUCCAGCCUGCAAACCUGUUUCUCUUUCCAUCUGUGGUACUUUUCUUGGAGAUUAAACCUCCUCCCCAAAGGCAAAAAUACAGGGUUUAAUAAUUUUGAAUGGCUGUGUACAUAACUGUCACUGUCACCCACUGAAUUAACCUUCAUCAUAUUUUAACUGAUGUAUCCUGGUCUAGCAUUUCAAACACAGAACUUUUGUUGUGUACAAGCUUAGUGUAAUAAUGUGUGGGCAAACAGUUGAUCAAUAGACACGGUGCCUAAAACCAAGAGCCUUGCAGUACAUGUCAGCUGACUCGUUUCAUACUCUUAACAGACAUGACUGGGUUUGUUUCUCUGUGGAAUAUGUGGAGCUGUGCAGUACAAUAUGAAAGAAAGGAGAUCAGAAGAAGGUAACAUGUUCUUGAAUUGUAUUUUGAAUUAAAUGGUUUUUAAUUCAAAAUUAGGUGUGCGUGUACAAGAUGGUCAAGUGUGAGAGGAUGAUUAUGUAUUUGUUGGCAUGCUCUGAUUUUGGUGUUGAAUAUCUACCGCCUGAUUACAUGAUUUAAAUUAAAAUGCAAUAUUUUUGUUUUAUUUGUGAUUACAAAAUGUUUAUUAUGGAUGUACAGUAUGAUUA